UUUUAGAAUAGUGUUCUUUUAUGUUUUUACUGUUAGGUCUGGAUGUUUUCAUGAAACUGCGGACGCUUUCCACAGGCGCAAAAACAUGCUAAAGAUGCAACAUCAGCAACAAAAAAGAAGAAAAAGAAACAACAGAAAAAAAUGUUGAUGCUCGCCUAAACAGAGUCAAGGUGUGACCUCCGAUUGUUAACCCUUUCUGUGACCCUGGCACUGUGCGAGAAGCAGCGGCUGAAAGGCUUUCUGAGCUCACUGGCCCCUGAAAAUGUGGACAAUCCCCCCAUAUUCUGUGCAUUUCUAUGAGCCUGCUGCUGGCUCAGGGGGUUUGGACAAAGGGCCGGUCUGUGGGUCAGGUAUAAAAGGAAAGGGUUAAACCAGGUAGAGCACAGUUCGGUGCAACAGCAACAGCUCCAGCAGCAACAGCAGCCCCAAAAGACCGGCAAAAUGAGUUCUGGAAUGAACAUGAUGAGCAGGAUCGUCUUCUUCGAGGAGAGGAACUUCCAGGGCCGCUCCUAUGAGUGCAUGAGCGACUGCCCCGACAUGUCCUCCUACCUGAGCAGGUGCCACUCCUGCAGGGUGGAGAGAGGCUGCUUCAUGGUCUACGACCGCACCAACUUCAUGGGCAACCAGUUCUUCAUGAGGAGGGGCGACUACUCCGACUACAUGAGCAUGCUGGGAAUGAGCAGCGGCAUCAGGUCCUGCCGUAUGAUCCCCAUGCACAGAGGAUCCUACAGGAUGAGGAUCUACGAGAGGGAGAACUUCAGCGGCCAGAUGUCUGAGCUGAUGGACGACUGCGACAACAUCAUGGACCGUUACCGCAUGUCCAACUGCAUGUCCUGCAACGUGAUGGACGGCCACUGGCUGAUGUACGAGCAGCCCCACUUCAGAGGCAGGAUGAUGUACAUGAGGCCCGGAGAGUACAGGAGCUUCAUGAACAUGGGCAUGAACGGCAUGAGGAUGAUGAGCAUGAGGCGCAUCACCGACUCCUGCUAUUAGACUGUCUUUGCACCAAAUAAAACUGUCCUAAACUAAA
Acanthochromis polyacanthus (spiny chromis) is the source of this 1030-nucleotide messenger RNA. Its product is annotated as gamma-crystallin M2-like. Gene Ontology annotation, molecular function: structural constituent of eye lens. NCBI's taxonomy places the organism in Eukaryota, Metazoa, Chordata, Actinopteri, Pomacentridae. The coding region runs from base 442 to 993 and encodes 183 amino acids. Gene Ontology annotation, biological process: lens development in camera-type eye; visual perception. The transcript has 3 exons. The record is from RefSeq and is a predicted model, not a curated record.